UUCUUCAAGCUCCAUAUAUAAACAUACCUCAACAAAAAGCACCAAAACUCUUCCUUUUCCUCUCUCUUCUCUCUAGAGCCAUCUUUGCAUUUUACUCAAACCAAAAGGUUGGCAUUAUCUAAGAUCUUAUUAGACCAAGAAGGUGAUCUUGUGUGUUUUUUGUCUGUUUUGUUUUGGUUGGAAGAAUCAAUAAUGGAGUUGGAAGAUGAGAAGAAGGGAGGGGAAGCUUCAGGACAGACAUCAGACAAAGAAAUGGGGCUAAGCAGAAAGAACAGUGAUAGCUCUUUGUCUCCGACAGAAGAUGAUGACGAAGACGAAGAGAAGAAGCCCCAACUUGGUCCCAUGAUCGCUCUCAAAGAACAGCUUGAGAAAGACAAGGAUGAUGAAAGCUUGAGGAGAUGGAAGGAACAACUAAUCGGCGUGGUGGAUUUGGAAGAUGUCGGAGAGACACCAGAUCCAGUAGUAAAGAUACUAGACUUAACAGUUAGGUCUCCAAACAGAGAAGACAUGGUAUUAACGAUACCUGAUGAUGGAUUGCCUAACCCUAAAGGUCCUUGGUUCACCAUAAAGGAAGGAUCUAAGUACACACUUGUCUUUAACUUCCGUGUCACCAACAAUAUUGUUUCGGGCCUUCGCUAUAACAACACCGUCUGGAAAACUGGUGUCAAGGUGGAUAGUACGAAAGCAAUGCUUGGGACGUUUAGUCCUCAAGCUGAGCCAUACCAACAUGUGAUGCCUGAAGAAAUAACACCCUCUGGUAUUUUCGCUAGAGGAUCCUAUUCCGCAAGAACUAAGUUUAUUGAUGACGAUAAUAAGUGCUACUUGGAAAUCAACUACACAUUCGACAUCCGCAAGAAUUGGCAAUGAUCCACCGAAUUCAACAUUCUCUCCAGUCUAAACCUAUAUGACUAAAGCUCUUUUGAUAACACAUAUAUUUUCUAUCUUACACGCAACUUUUCAGACUAGAAAACUUAAUUAUUUAUUUUUAAUUAAACAAGCAUUAAUAAGAGAUUUUGUUUGA
Molecule: messenger RNA, 1021 nt
Organism: Brassica oleracea var. oleracea
Lineage: Eukaryota; Viridiplantae; Streptophyta; Magnoliopsida; Brassicales; Brassicaceae
Product: rho GDP-dissociation inhibitor 1
Exons: 5
Coding region: 193-867 (224 amino acids)
Biological process (GO): Rho protein signal transduction
Cellular component (GO): membrane; cytosol; cytoplasm
Molecular function (GO): Rho GDP-dissociation inhibitor activity; protein binding
Source: RefSeq, a predicted model, not a curated record